Messenger RNA from Schistocerca piceifrons (Central American locust), 1881 nucleotides. Its product is annotated as sterol O-acyltransferase 2-like. NCBI's taxonomy places the organism in Eukaryota, Metazoa, Arthropoda, Insecta, Orthoptera, Acrididae. Bases 1 to 1881 code for a protein of 626 amino acids. Gene Ontology annotation, biological process: cholesterol metabolic process. Gene Ontology annotation, cellular component: endoplasmic reticulum membrane. The record is from RefSeq and is a predicted model, not a curated record. The transcript is spliced from 9 exons.
AUGUCUGCCAAGGAGAUUGUUCAAGGAGACAAGAUGGGCGGUCCUCGAGAGGGAAGUCUUGAAGCGCAAUCAGUGGUACAUCCACAGGAAGCAGCUGUGGAUUCGCCAUCUGAGACAAGAGAACAAUCACAAAUUGACACAGUUGAUUCUGCUGGUACAGAAAAGUCGAGUCAAGUUUCUAAUGGGACUGACAUAGUGAAAAGCGAGAUUGAUGGUAUACCAGUGCGUUACUCGGAAGCGAUCUCCCUUGAUGGGCUCGAAUUGGCUGCGAACAACCGUUGUAGAGGAAAGAAAACUGUAGGACUGCAGAGUGAAAUAGAACCAAGAGGAAAUUUAGGAAAAGAGAGGCGAAGGCUAUUCUCAGCCCAAAAUCCAGACCUAGUACAAGCACAGCAGCUGCACGAGGAGACCCUGGAGCAACUGGAGCUGAAGCUGCAGCAGCUGCUGGAGACAGCGCUGGUGGCGGCGGACGGCCCACCCCCGGCUCCCAGGCACCACCACCCCCACCUGCUGUACGACAGCGCCAAGUACCGCAACAGGGAUAAGCCUGCCAGGGAUGGUUCGCUGCCACAGAAACAGUUCCUGGCCCGAGAGUCGGUGCUCACGGAGAUGCUCAAGGUGCGGCACUUCCGCACCGUCUACAACAUCUUCAUCGCUACGCUGCUCAUGCUCUUCUUGCAAACAGCAGUCUACGACUUUGUCAUCGAAGGGCGAGUGAAGCUUGGCCUGUCGCUGGUGUGGUGGAACUUUUCCGGGUACCACACGGUAAUCACCACGUGGCUCUGCAUGCAGACCGCCACCUGCUGUCUGUACGCCGUCUUCUGCCGCUGGUCAGCGUUGCGGGUCGCUCUGCCUACGAAAGGGUACGGGCGACGCGUUCUGGACCUUGGCGGCCUGGUGUCCCUGUUGUGGUUCCAGACGCAGUUCUUAGUGCUGCCAGCGCGAAUCCUGUAUGCCAACAAGCUGCCUCCCGUAUCUGCUAUGAUCAUUCUUGGCGAACAGGUAAGGAUGCUGAUGAAGACGCAUGCUUUCAUUCGUAGCAACGUCCCGCAUGUUCUGGCGUACAAGCCACAUACAGAGAGAAGUUCCAGGCUGGUUCCGGAAUUCAGCAAAUUUCUGUACUUCAUGUUCGUGCCUACACUGUUAUACAGGGAUUCGUAUCCAAGGACGAAAGAAAUACGCUGGAAGGUGGUAGCCUGGCACUUGGCCGAGGUGUGCGCCGUCAUUCUGUUCGUCAGCAUCACCUUCGAGCGCAGCCUGCUGCCUCUGUUUGUGGACUUCGGGAAGCACCCUCCAUGUCCCCGGUCGCUGAUCGCCGCCGUUUUUGGAAGUAUGGUGCCGUCUCUUGCUGUGUUUCUUAGCUGCUUCUACUGUGUACUGCAUGCGUGGCAAAACGCAUUUGCUGAGAUGAUGUGUUUUGCUGAUCGCAUGUUUUACAAGGACUGGUGGAACGCGCGGUCGCACGCGACGUACUACCGCACGUGGAACGUGAUCGUGCACGACUGGCUGUACGAGCACGUGUUCCGCGACGUGAGCCGCCUGCUGGGGCCCGGCCGACGCACCCAGCCGCUGCUCGCCGUCUUCCUGCUAUCCGCCGCCGUCCACGAGUACAUCGUCACCUACACGUUCGGCUUCUUCUACCCCACGCUCUUUGUUGCGUUCGGCAUCUGUUCAGUGGGUCUGGUGUUGGUGACGCACGACCAGCUGAGGGGCGGCAACGUGAUGCUGUGGCUGCAGCUGAUGGUGGGCACCGGGCUGCUGGUCAGCGCCCACCUCAUGGAGUGGGAGGCCCGACGGCGCUGCCCUCCCGCCGUCGUGAGUACCCUCAGCUACAUGGCACAUACUGUCACACACUUGCAUAUUAAUGUUCAUGUUUGUUAA